This is a messenger RNA of Colletotrichum graminicola M1.001, 1371 nucleotides long. Its product is annotated as tat pathway signal sequence. NCBI's taxonomy places the organism in Eukaryota, Fungi, Ascomycota, Sordariomycetes, Glomerellales, Glomerellaceae. The coding region runs from base 1 to 1371 and encodes 456 amino acids. The transcript is spliced from 2 exons. The record is from RefSeq and is a predicted model, not a curated record.
AUGCAGCAGACCACGAGGCCAUUGACCCAACACCGUCCAUCUCUGUCCACCGUCUCCUCUUCCGGACUUGCUACACGACAAUCCCACUCGCGUACCAACUCGCACUCCAUUCUCGGCGGCGCUCUCAAUGCCAACCACCGCGUCACCCGCCGCAAGUCCAUGACCAACACCGCCGCGAACGCGGCCGCCAUGGCAGCGGCAAUCAAAGAAAUCGGCGGUGACAACGUCACGCCCAUUGCCGUCAGCUCCCGCCGUAACACGGCGUCAAAGAGUGCUGCCGCUCGCGCUGCAAUUGUCGGGAGCCUACCCUCCCCUCCCGCAAGUUUGCCAACGCAGAAGUUCCACCUAGAAGGCAAGAUGAACGUCCACGAGAGCGCCAUUGAGGACGAUCCGAACAACGGGUCGGCAGACGAGGGCGAGCACAAUGCUCAGAAGGCUCGUAUCCGUCGCGCCAGCGACGGCCAACCCCUCAUCAAGGAGGGCAGCCGAAAGUUCAACCGCGUUGAGCUCAAGUGCGAGACUUGUGGAAAGGGUUACAAGCACAGCAGUUGCCUUACCAAGCAUUUGUGGGAACACACUCCCGAGUGGUCUCUGACUUCCAAGCUUCUUAUUUCCAAGCACCAACAAGUCCAACUUCUUGAAGCUGCUUCGGUCUUGUUGACGAUGAACCAUGGCAAGGAGGACGGCGGCGCGGCCACGCCUCCGGAUUCCGCCAGGGACUUCCCCAGUGACCAAGAAGAGUCGGCCUCCCCUGCUGCUUCCGGAUACUCGGACGAGCGACACAGCUCUGCCGACACCACCCCGCCGCCCCAGCUCGAAGGUUUCGCGUCGUCGGAUCGUACGUUCUCAAAGCGGUUUGGAUCUGGGGGCGGGUUCGGUCGGUCGUAUCAAUCGGCACCAUCCACCAAUCCCCUCGUGACAGGCAGCAUGCCGCACGGUAGGGGAUUCUCAUCACACUUUCGUCAACCUAGCCUAGACCAAAGGCCGCCAUCGUCCGGAAGAAAUGCCACAGGGCAAGAAGAUCGUGACCUGGCCGCCGCGGUCGAGCUUCUCAGCUGCAGCUUCAACAGCAACAGUGGUCGGACCGUGCAACUUCCUGCCGACGCCCCGCCCGUGCCCCCGCUACCUGCGCAGUAUCUUGAUCAAGCGGCAUCUUUCUCGAGUGCAGGGUUCAGCGCCAGUUUCAGCGCCGGUUUCCUCAACAGCUUCCCCAGCAGACAACCAGAGAGCUUCACACGAGGCGAGGUUCGCAAUGUUGAAGUCAAAAUGGAAGAGAGCGAUAGCGUCAUGGAUGACGACGACUUUGACAUUCGAUCUCGGUCUCGGAGCGACGAAGACGACGACGGCGUCUUCGGACGGAUGGAAGAGUAG